This is a messenger RNA of Notodromas monacha, 487 nucleotides long. The record is from the annotation of a GenBank genome assembly. NCBI's taxonomy places the organism in Eukaryota, Metazoa, Arthropoda, Ostracoda, Podocopida, Cyprididae.
AAUGAAUUAUGCUUGUGUACAUAUUUCUUAGGCACUGUUUGCACCAGUGAGAUCAGCUGAGAAGGCUUAUCAUGAAGCUCUAAACACAGAGCAGAUCACUGUGUCCUGCUUUGACAAGGCUCAUCAAAUGGUAAAAUGUGACCCAAGUGAUGGUAAGUACAUGGCAGUGUGUUUGCUGUACAGAGGAGAUGUGGUACCCAAGGAUGUGAAUGCAGCCAUUGCAAAGAUCAAGGCCAGGAAAAGCAUUGAGUUUGUGGACUGGUGUCCAACAGGCUUCAAAAUUGGCAUCAACUACCAGCCACCAACAGUGAUACCUGGUGGAGAUCUGGCCAAGCUGAGCAGAGCAGUGUGUUGUCUCACAGCCACAACAGCCAUCAAAACUGUGCUGCAACGUUUGUCCAGAAAAUUUGACCUCUUGUACUCAAAAAGAGCCUUUGUCCACUGGUAUGUCGGCGAAGGAAUGGAAGAAGACUUCUUCAUGUUCUAG